Molecule: messenger RNA, 2080 nt
Organism: Blastomyces dermatitidis ER-3
Lineage: Eukaryota; Fungi; Ascomycota; Eurotiomycetes; Onygenales; Ajellomycetaceae
Product: T-complex protein 1 subunit gamma
Exons: 6
Coding region: 324-1940 (538 amino acids)
Biological process (GO): protein folding
Cellular component (GO): chaperonin-containing T-complex
Molecular function (GO): ATP-dependent protein folding chaperone; ATP binding; ATP hydrolysis activity
Source: RefSeq, a predicted model, not a curated record
GUCGGCAGUCACGGUGUUUUCAAUGCUGAACGAUGCCCUUGUCAUCAUCAAAGCUUGAUGCGCUAGGCUGCUUUUAGCCUAGACUGGAAUUUGCUGGGCCUUUCCCACUUCAAGAAAAAAAGUGACAACAUCAGUGACGCCAAAAGAGCUUCCUCCCCCAACUGUUCUCCAACACCUAGGUUUGCUACAAGGUGUUCUAUUAUUUUCUUCUUAACAUAGUUGUCCUUCUAUUCUAUUACGAAACUUCGGCGCUUCACUGCUGUUCUUCCGCCUGAGACUUUACCCUUGCCCGCUCGCAGAGAACCAUCUAGAUUCUCGCCAAAAUGCAGGCUCCUGUGGUGGUGAUGAACACCCAGAGUGGGGACAGACAAGUCGGUCGGAAAGCACAAUUGUCCAACAUUACAGCCGCAAAGACUGUGGCAGAUAUUAUUCGAUCAUGUCUUGGGCCGAAAGCUAUGUUGAAGAUGCUUCUUGAUCCCAUGGGAGGAAUUGUUCUCACCAACGACGGACAUGCCAUCCUUCGAGAAAUCGAGGUGGCUCACCCCGCAGCAAAGAGUAUGAUCGAACUCAGCCGAGCACAAGACGAGGAAGUUGGUGAUGGCACUACAACUGUGAUAAUUUUGGCCGGUGAAAUGCUGGCUCAGGCUCUCCCCCAACUCGAACGAAACAUCCACCCUGUCGUUAUCAUCUCCGCGUUCAAACGGGCUCUUUCAGAUGCACUUGCCAUUGUGGAAGAUAUAUCUCUACCAGUGGAUGUUCACGAUGACAAAGAUAUGUAUAAAUUGAUACAGUCUUCAAUUGGCACGAAGUUUGUUUCUCGGUGGUCAGAACUCAUGUGCAGCUUGGCAUUGAAGGCAGUGAGAACAGUUUCACAUGAUGCUGGUGGUGGAAAACAGGAGGUCGAUAUCAAGCGCUAUGCUCGUGUAGAAAAGAUACCGGGUGGAGAGAUUGAGGAUAGCGAGGUCAUUGAUGGAGUCAUGCUCAACAAGGACAUCACCCACCCCAAAAUGCGGCGGAGAAUAGAAAACCCAAGAAUUAUCCUUCUGGAUUGCCCUCUUGAAUAUAAGAAGGGAGAGUCGCAGACGAACAUCGAAGUUUCGAAAGAGGAUGAUUGGAACCGGAUAUUGCAAAUCGAGGAGGAGCAGGUUAAACUUAUGUGUGAUGCAAUUCUUGCUCUGAAACCGGAUCUUGUGAUUACCGAGAAGGGUGUAUCCGAUUUGGCGCAGCACUACUUGGUCAAGGCGAAUGUCACUGCGCUUCGACGUGUUCGCAAGACUGACAACAACAGAAUUGCCCGUGCAACCGGUGCAACGAUCGUUAAUCGAGUGGAUGACCUACAAGAAUCAGACGUCGGAACUCGAUGUGGCAUUUUCGAAAUUGAGAAGAUCGGCGACGAGUACUUUACAUUCCUCAGGAAAUGCACGAGCCCUAAAGCUUGCACGAUUUUGUUGAGAGGCCCUUCAAAAGACAUUCUCAACGAAAUUGAACGGAAUUUACAAGACGCGAUGUCCGUUGCAAGGAAUGUCAUUUUCCAUCCUCGUCUCUCACCAGGUGGUGGAGCAACCGAGAUGGCGGUAUCGGUGAGAUUGUCGCAGCUGGCAAAAUCCGUCGAAGGUAUUCAGCAGUGGCCCUACAAGGCUGUUGCAGAUGCGAUGGAAGUGAUCCCUAGAACACUCAUCCAGAAUGCUGGCGCCAGCCCUAUUCGCAUCCUUACGAACCUAAGAGCCAAACAUGUCGAAGGUAACAACACCUAUGGCGUUGAUGGAGAUACUGGAGAAGUUGUUGAUAUGAAAGAAUAUGGUGUGUGGGAGCCUGAGGCAGUCAAAUUACAGAGCAUCAAAACUGCAGUCGAGUCCGCAUGCAUGUUACUUCGAGUCGAUGAUAUCUGUAGUGCCAAAACUCUGAAGCAAGCGGCGAAUGUUGGCGGUGGUGAUGAAUAAAUGACUUAGAGCUUUUAACCUUUGGAUGAAUCUUUUCCCACCUCACGCAAAUCAUUCAACAGCAUCUAGACCUGUAUGAUAAGCGAAAAAUUAAUUAAAUACAAAUACAAAUAAAAGCAGCUAUGUGGGUAUCAUAUUAU